AUGACGGAAAACGAAGCAGAGCCCAACCAAGACUAUGAUCUCGACACCCCCGUCAAUUCAACCUCAGGACUCCGCCAGGGCCUAACCUCCUAUGGCGACGCGCACUUUUCCCUCUUUCUACGCAAAGUUUUCAUCAAAGCACUUGGUUACUCCGAAGAUUCCCUCUCAAGACCCAUCAUCGGCAUUAUCAACACAUUCUCGGGUUUUAAUCCAUGUCAUGCCAAUGUACCGCAGCUCAUCGAGGCCGCUAAGCGCGGCGUGCAGCUUAAUGGAGGGCUGGCAAUUGAAUUUCCUACCAUCAGUGUUGCGGAGUCAUUCUCGCAUCCGACUAGUAUGUUUCUGCGGAAUCUGAUGAGUAUGGACACGGAGGAGAUGAUUAAGGCGCAACCGUUGGAUGCUUGUAUCAUGAUUGGAGGAUGUGACAAGACGGUUCCUGCGCAGCUCAUGGGUGGAAUCUCUGCCAACAAACCUAUCCUUCCUUUGAUUACGGGUCCUAUGCUUCCGGGUAGUCAUCGUGGGAAAAGAAUUGGUGCCUGCACUGACUGUCGUAACAAUUGGGCUGCUUUUAGAGCCGGUGAGAUUGAUGUUGAAGAGAUCUCGGCUAUUAAUGAAGAGCUUGCUCCCACGAUUGGAACAUGCGGUGUCAUGGGAACAGCGAGCACUAUGGCCUGCAUAACUGCAGCGCUAGGAAUGAUGCCUCUCCGAGGUGCAUCUGCCCCGGCAGUAUCAUCUGCUCGACUACGAAUUGCCGAAGAGACUGGUGCAAACGCAGUAGCAGUAGCCAAAGCGGCAAGAAAGCCACAGGAAAUUCUGAGCAAGGAAUCCUUCUUGAAUGCCAUCACGGUGCUCCAGGCCAUUGGCGGGUCCACAAACGCAGUGGUUCACCUGUUAGCUAUUGCCAACCGACACCCCGAUCUCCAAGGCGUGAUCACCUUGCAGACAUUCGAAGAGAUCGGAAAGAAGACCCCGCUUUUGGUUGAUCUCAAGCCCAGCGGAGAUAAUUAUAUGAAUGAUUUCCACAACGCCGGUGGCAUGUUGGCGCUACUGCAAGUUCUUCGACCGCUGCUUCAUUUGUCCGCUAAGACAAUUAGCGGCCAGACACUGGGCGAGGUUUUGGAUGCGUCCAAAUCGAAGCUCUCCUUCGCACAGGACAUUAUUCGACCACUUUCGAACCCUCUUCACUCGUCGUCUUCUCUGGCUAUUCUUCAUGGCAACCUCGCGCCAAAUGGAGCGGUUCUCAAAGCAUCUGCUUCUAAGGAUCGGUCUCUCCUCUCACACACCGGGCCGGCUGUUGUCUUCGAAAAUUCCGCAGACCUAGCUCUGCGGAUCGACGACCCGGAUCUUCCUGUAACAAGGGACAGCGUGUUGGUGCUCAAGGGAAUCGGCCCAAUCGGGAACCCAGGGAUGCCAGAAGCAGGUUUGAUUCCGAUUCCCAAAAAGCUAGCUGCUGCUGGUGUCAAGGAUAUGCUGCGACUAUCGGAUGGUCGGAUGUCAGGUACUGCAGGAGGUACCAUUAUACUGCACAUCUCACCGGAGUCGGCUGUACCCAAUUCUCCCUUCGGGGUUGUUGAGACGGGCGACUUGAUCAUCUGCGAUAUUGAAACCCGCAGGCUUCAUCUUGACAUCUCGGAUGAUGUAUUGCAAGCUCGUAUCUCACAGAGAAAGCAAACUUUAGAGGGUGAGAGUGGUCCAGUGCAGGCGAGGAAGCAGCGAAGAGGAUAUCGCGGGUUGUACGAGCGACCCCCGGGCCCGACAGUAUUGGCAUACACCCCCGACGGCCGACGAGUCAUUACCGGCGGAUCAAAUCAGGCUAUUCGUAUCUACACGGUCGGCGAGGAUGGCGAACCGAAAACAGUGGACGGAGCCAUUGAUGGGCACUGUGCAAUUGGCGCCACGAAUAAAUGCUUUCUCAUGGGCGCGGAAGACGGAACUGUCUGGCAGUACGACGCCGUGACUGGUCAGCAGGGCCUCUUGCUUCUGCGAUGUGCAUUACCUAUUCGAGAUAUUGCGGUGUCUAGAGAUGGAGAGUGGGCUGCAGUGGCCAGCGACGAGCUUACAGUCAAAAUUGUCAAGAUUGAGGACAUGACGCAGACGAAAUAUCUCCGAGAACAAGAGAAAGGAGCAAAGCAUGUCGCCUUCGAUCCCAAUGGCCGCUAUGUGGCCGUCUCCGACAUCAACGGCAAACUCUACAUUUAUUCGCUGAACGAAGAAGAGCCGGAAUUGGUACGCAAACUGGAUGGUGUCAUUCAGGCACUCGAGCCGGAAAAGGAGGCGACAUCCAAAGCUGUUUGGCACCCCGACGGCACGGCGUUUGCGGUGGCAGAAGCAACCAGGGAUAUCUCCAUCUACUCGAUUUCGGAGUGGAAGAAGGAGAAGACCUUUACUGGAGGACACACGGGCGACAUCACUGCGCUGAGCUGGUCUCCAAAUGGAACGCUGCUGGCAUCCGCAGGCGCCGAUGGGCGGAUUGUGCUUUGGGAAACCAAGACACAAAAGAUCCUACAGCACUUCGACUUUGCCAACGUCAUCAACAUCGCGUGGCACCCAACCAAGAACUCCCUGUCAUUCACCAACUCGGAUGGAGAGCUGUUCAUUUACGACAACUUCGUCCCCAAGGACCAGGAGGCUCAGCUCGCAAAGCCCCUGCAGGCUGCUCCCAUCUUCGCCGGUCCCUUGACCGAGAUCUCCAACAACGCUAGACAGACAUUGGCGGAUCGAUCUCGGGAUGCAGUCAAACGUGCGGCACGAGCUGGCACACCCGACUCCUUGGAUGAUAUUCUGGGCGAAGAUGAGGAGAUGGCUGACUUUGUUGACGAUGACGAUGGAGCUGGAUAUGCCGAGGAGCUCAAUGCAUUCGGCAAGCGGCCCAAUGGCCACCUGGAUGCUAUCGAUGGCCCCGAAAGCAAGCGAGUCUUCCCUGGCUCUGUCCAGGUCAAGGCUCACCCGCCUCUCCAGCCCGGCAGUACGCCCUGGGCAGGCAAUCGACGAUAUCUUUGCUUGAACUUGACUGGUGCUGUCUGGACUGUUGACCAGGAGACACAUCAUACCGUGACUGUAGAAUUUUACGACCGAGAGGCUCACAGGGACUUCCAUUUCACGGACCCAUAUCAAUAUGACAAGGCCUGCCUUAACGAAAACGGUACCCUUUUCUCCAACAACCCCGAAGAUGGUCCUGCUUCAAUCUUCUACCGACCACACGAGACAUGGACUACGCGAGCGGACUGGCGGACCACCUUGCCAGAAGGAGAGACGGUUCGAGCUCUGGCACUCAGCGAAUCUUACAUAGUCGCUAUCACAUCAAAGGACUAUGUGCGGGUCUAUACACUCUUUGGAACACCUUUCCGAGUGUACCGUCAAAAAAGCCAGGCCGUGACAUGCUCUGCUUGGCGGGAUUAUAUCAUGACCAUUGGUAAUGGCCCUGUUUCAGCUGAUGGCCGUCAGACCACAUUGCAUUACACAGUUGAGAAUGUCAAGCGUGAUGAGAUCUGCCAAAAUGAAGAUGUGGUCGCUCUUUCAUCGGGAGCUCAACUUCAAAGUGUGUUCUUCUCUGACAUGGGAGACCCUUGCAUCUACGACACAACCGGUACCCUUUUGGUGCUGCAGCACUGGCGCACGACUGGUCAGGCACGGUGGGUGCCUCUCCUGGACACAAAGCAACUCGCCCGUCUUGCUGGUGGUCGCAAAGAAGAGACAUACUGGCCCGUGGCUGUUGCUCAGGAUAAAUUCCACUGCAUCAUUCUCAAGGGUGGUGACAAGAACCCAUACUUCCCCCGGCCGCUGCUCAGCGAGUUCGAUUUCCAGCUCCCUAUCUCCAGCAAACCGGUGAAUGACUCCAACGAUGAAGAUGCGGCUGCUGGUAACGAAGUCUCGCGUUUCGAAGAAACAUUCGUGCGCGGCAGCGUUCUUCUGUCACUCUUCCGCGACCUGCUGUCUUCGACCAAUGCAACCUCAUCUCAACGAACCGAGUUGGCGCGCAAGGAGCUGGAUAUUGACAAGACGCUGCUGCAGAUGCUGGCCAUUGAAUGCAGAGAAGGCGAAGACCGGGGCAUGAAGGCAUUGGAACUUGUGAACCUGAUGACCGACCGUAAUGGCAAGAUGAUUGAGGCUGCGGCCAAGGUCGCCCAACGCUAUGGACGUGGCGUGUUGGAAGACAAGAUCCGGGAUCUGGCCGAGCGACGAGUGAUGGGCAUGGGUGAUGAUGACGAACUGGCUUGA
Molecule: messenger RNA, 4215 nt
Organism: Penicillium atrosanguineum
Lineage: Eukaryota; Fungi; Ascomycota; Eurotiomycetes; Eurotiales; Aspergillaceae
Product: glycosyl hydrolase family 62-domain-containing protein
Exons: 9
Coding region: 1-4215 (1404 amino acids)
Biological process (GO): vesicle-mediated transport; intracellular protein transport
Cellular component (GO): membrane coat
Molecular function (GO): protein binding; structural molecule activity; hydro-lyase activity
Source: RefSeq, a predicted model, not a curated record